Molecule: messenger RNA, 1671 nt
Organism: Alternaria alternata
Lineage: Eukaryota; Fungi; Ascomycota; Dothideomycetes; Pleosporales; Pleosporaceae
Product: hippurate hydrolase
Exons: 2
Coding region: 198-1472 (424 amino acids)
Molecular function (GO): hydrolase activity
Source: RefSeq, a predicted model, not a curated record
GUCAUUUUCAACUUUCCCCGUCGGGAACCACAUUUAUCACACCCUCACUAACUCAGCCUAGGAGACACUAACGCAACAAAGGCAGGUCAUUUACCGUGCUAUCGGCCUUGUGUUCGAGUGUAUAUAUGAGUGACUGACUUCACAGCAAUUGAAUCUUACCUUCCCGGAAAUCUCGCGAUAUUGGAUAAGCAGACAUCAUGCCUUCGAUAAGCGACAUCGUGAAGGCAAGCCAGCCUGACCUAGCCUCAUAUGAGGAGCUUUACAAAUGGUUCCACACGCACCCCGAGCUCUCUUUUCAAGAAGCCAAGACUGCCGAGGCCAUCGUAAAACAUCUCGAAACCUUCAAGGCUUUCACGAUCCACACUUCUAUCGGCGGCCACGGUAUUGCUGCCAGCUUCUCCAACGGCCCUGGAAAGACCCUUCUCUUACGUGCUGACAUUGACGCGCUGCCUGUUGAAGAGAAGACCGGGCUGAACUAUGCGAGUACGGCGCGUAUGAAGGACUUAGAUGAUGUUGAGAAACCCAUUAUGCAUGCCUGUGGCCAUGACAUGCAUAUUACAGCGUUGCUUGCAGCGGCAGAAACUCUAGUCAAAUGUAAAGACGCAUGGAGCGGAGAACUGAUUCUGGUGUUUCAACCAGCGGAAGAGAGGGCAGGCGGUGCGCAAAACAUGGUAGACGACGGGCUCUACCAGAAGGUCAAGGAGCCAGACGUCGUUGUCGGCGCGCAUGUCAUGCCAGAAAGAGCCGGUGUCAUAGGAACAAAGCAUGGUUUGAUCGCCAGCUCUGCAGAUAGAUUUCAACUCCGCAUCGAGGGCCGGCAAGCCCACGCAUCCACCCCACACCGCGGCAUCGAUCCUAUCCUUCAAGCCGCUUCCACAAUUAUGCGUCUCCAAUCCAUUGUAGCGCGAGAAGUAGAUCCCCUGGACUUCGCCGUCGUAACAGUCUCUGCCUUCCAUGCCGGCGACGCCGAAAAUAUCAUUCCCUCGGAAGCCAACCUAAAGAUCGACGUCCGCGCCGCCUUGCCCCAGACCCGCGAACGUGUACUUGCUAGCGUGAAGCGUAUCGUCGCUGCCGAGGCCGAAGCAUCAAACAAUCCAAAUGCUCCCACCUUGACACCAACAACGCAGUUCCCCUUACUCUUCAAUGAUGCCGACAUUACCAAUGCACUAGAAGAGUCGUUCUCAGCUCACUUUCAACCUGGCAAGCAUUCUUAUCAGUCUGACAUUGCGCGCUUGCAGGGUUCAGAAGACUUUGGUAUCUUGGCUACCGCGAUCGGUAAGCCGAGUUGCUUUUUCUUAUAUGGAGGAACGGAUCCAGCGGUUUGGGACAAGGCGGAGAAGGAGGGAAGGCUUAGUGAGGAUGUUCCAGGAAACCAUAGUCCGUUCUUCGCACCGGUUGUGCAGCCUACGUUGACGGUGGGAAUGGAGGGAUAUGUUGUUGCUGCAUUGACCUUCCUGAAGAAAGCGGAGUGAGUGAGUUGUUAAGAAUUUCUUUUGUGCGAGAAGGCAAGUGCCAGAGGCGUUCUAGGUGGUAAGGUAUGGUGUAAGGGAACGAGAUGCUUAAGGUCGGGCGUAGAUCACGAACAGCUAUGUGUGCCUCAAGCGUAACAGGUUUAGUCUUGGUAUCUAAGUGUAUCCAUCGGUCCUCUUCCUAAUCAAUCUUAUAUCUGGC